Messenger RNA from Acanthoscelides obtectus, 1043 nucleotides. The record is from the annotation of a GenBank genome assembly. Lineage: Eukaryota; Metazoa; Arthropoda; Insecta; Coleoptera; Chrysomelidae.
UCGUCGUUUGUCAUUAUGUUCCGCUACGUGCGCAAGGCAACGCUGCUGCGCGUUAGCGCACUUAUUUCUCGGCACUCUCGCACUAUCGCCGGAUAAUUUGGUCCUUCAGUGGCGCGAUGUGCCUGUUAGAGUGCGCACGCUUCCUCCACCACUUUAUCUGACAGUACGUCGCGUCCGUCGCCGGCGCCCGGUGUGUGUGUACGCGAUCUUCUUUUGUUAUCGCAGGCGGUACGACUGUCAAUUGUUCAGACGCGAGUGUUGUUCGUUUGUUUCAAGGAUAUAUAACCACCUGUUGCCGUCGCCGCUGUCACAACUGCGAGCUAGCUAAUUGUACCAGAAUUGAGGGAUGCCAGCUAGUGAUACGCAUUAGUGCGAUAAGUGUCAGAUGCAACAAUCAGUGACCAGUAAACACUAGUAGACUGUGAUAGAAUCCUAGUGACGCCAUCGAAAUGCAGAACGUGCAAGAAGUGUUGACGGUGCCGCGGGCAGAGAAGCCGACCCCUUCCGAUUUGGGGUUGGGGGUGGCGACUCACGCUCCCGUCGCGGAGUUAUUGAAGAAGAUCCGCGUCGCUCAGCCGCAAGAUAUCGAGUGUCGCGUGCCGAGGGUGACUACGGACAGCUACAGUCAAGGGGUGAACUUCGCGCCUACGGCGAUCAUCGACGACAAAUAUCAGAUUUUCGAGCAGGUCGAAGGUAGUUCGUUGUAUCGGUGUGUGGAUAUCAACACCAAGGAGGAGCUCGUUUGUAAGAUCGUGAGUCGAGACAGCCACUCGCUGGUCUCGGCGCACUUCCGGCUCGAUCACCACCGACGAGUCGCGCGACUGCGCGAGGUGGUCGCGCGCGAUCGCUACCUGUACCUGGUGUUCCCGCCGGCGCACGGCGACCUGCAUUCGUACGUGCGCUGCCGGAAACGGCUCCGGGAACCGGAAGCGCGCCGUCUCUUCCGGCAGAUCGCCGAAACGGUUCGAGUGUGCCACGAGCACGGCAUCGUGCUCAGGGAUCUGAAGCUGAGGAAAUUCGUCUUCGCCGAUGAAGAAAGGUGA